Messenger RNA from Coccinella septempunctata (seven-spotted ladybird), 823 nucleotides. RefSeq names its product ATP synthase subunit delta, mitochondrial (gene ATPsyndelta). Gene Ontology annotation, biological process: proton motive force-driven ATP synthesis. The coding region runs from base 165 to 638 and encodes 157 amino acids. The transcript has 5 exons. NCBI's taxonomy places the organism in Eukaryota, Metazoa, Arthropoda, Insecta, Coleoptera, Coccinellidae. The record is from RefSeq and is a predicted model, not a curated record. Gene Ontology annotation, molecular function: proton-transporting ATP synthase activity, rotational mechanism.
UUUGAUAGAUCUAGGAUCUAUGGUUUUAAGUAAUCGACGUGCGGAUUAAGUGAAGUGUCAAGUCUAGGAUUCUCUAACCUCAGCCUGACUUGAUUCUGAUAUCUUUACAACUUUCCUGUUUUGUAAAUCAAAUUAUCGAUAAAAAACCAUUUUUAGAAUAAGAAAUGGCUUUAAGAAGUGUUUCACGAUUAUUGAGCAACCGCGCUCUCAACCAAGUAUACAAAAGAGGAUAUGCUGAUGAGAUGAGUUUCACAUUUGCAGCAGGAAAUAGAGUUUUCUAUGAUUCAAAAGCCGUGAAACAAGUAGAUGUUCCCUCAUUUUCUGGGGCUUUUGGUAUAUUGCCUAAACAUGUACCUACCAUAGCUGUAUUGAAACCAGGUGUUGUAAGUGUAUUUGAGAAUGACGGAAACGUAAACAAAGUUUUCGUAUCAAGUGGCACUGUAACCAUCAAUGAGGAUUCCUCUGUACAAAUAAUAGCGGAAGAAGCUGCUCCUGUUGAUAAUAUAGAUUUAUCAGCUGCUAAAGAUGCUCUUAAUAAGGCACAAUCACAACUUAAUUCAGCAUCAACAGACAGGGCGAAGGCUGAAGCAGCCAUUGCAGUAGAAGUAGCAGAGGCAAUUGUAAAGGCUGCAGAAUAAAUAUUUUAACCAACACAAUUAGUUGUCUCAAGUGAACUGCUCGAAAAUGGAAGUUUUUUUUACAGUCAUGUGUAUGUGAAAGAAAAAUAAAUUUUUUGACUUCCAUAUAUGUGCAUUUAAUCUUAUUCAUGAAUGCAACUGUCAGAAUUCAACAAUAAUUGUAUCAAUUAAAGAUUUGAAAAUCA